Molecule: messenger RNA, 2520 nt
Organism: Aspergillus wentii DTO 134E9
Lineage: Eukaryota; Fungi; Ascomycota; Eurotiomycetes; Eurotiales; Aspergillaceae
Product: copper amine oxidase
Exons: 3
Coding region: 163-2163 (666 amino acids)
Biological process (GO): amine metabolic process
Molecular function (GO): copper ion binding; primary methylamine oxidase activity; quinone binding
Source: RefSeq, a predicted model, not a curated record
UCCAGUGGAAAUCCACAGCCGGUGGAGAAAACAGUUGGAUUGCCUCAGGGCAUUCUCCAGAUAUGCGAUUCCAGCAGGUUAUAAAGACCCUGAUGUGCCACGUCGCAGUCUGACUUUAUCCUUCUUCUUCUCAACUUCUCCUCCUCCUCAUCACACUCCAUCAUGUCGCCCCUCCACCCCUUUGACCCCGUCACUCCCGGGGAAAUCCAACUGGCGGUGAAGAUCCUCCAGAAUGCCUUCCCUGGUGUGUCGUUGCGAUACAAGAAGAUUGAUAUCCAGGAACCAGCAAAGAAGGAUGUCAUCCCUUUUAUCGAGGCAGAGAGACUGAGACAGCCUCUCCCUCCCAAACCCGCUCGCUUGCUGCAGGUUCUUUUCCACCGGUUGGAUACCGGGGCAUUCUUCAAAGGAUUGUUGAACGCAGAGACUCGAUCAGUGGCUUAUAUGAAGGAGUUACCGAAAGACAUCCAGGGCCCCGUUGAUGUCGACGAAAUGAUCGAUAUCGAACAGCUUUGCCUCAAUCAUCCCGCCGUCCAAGCAGAAGUGGCCAAGCUGCAACUGCCGCCUGGAAUGACUGUCUGCAACGAUCCUUGGAUCUACGGUUCCGACGACCCCAAUGAAAGUCGUCGUUUGUUCCAGUGUUACAUGUACAUUAUUGCUCUGGACCAUCCCCAGAACAACCACUAUUCGCUUCCGUGCCGAUUCUCGCCUGUCUUUGAUGGCAUCACACGGGAACUCGUCCGGAUUGAUUAUCUUCCUGCGGGCCCUGACACCAUGACCGCUGAGACACAACCAUGGAAACCAGUCGAGACUAUCCAGUAUGCACACGAUCUUCUGCAAGAACCGUUGCGAACAGACCUCAAGCCGUAUAUCGUGCAGCAACCAGAAGGUCCUUCGUUCAACGCCCAAGGAAAUGCCGUCUCCUGGCAGAAGUGGAACUUUAGAGUGGGAUACAACAACCGAGAAGGUCUCGUCCUUUAUAACAUCACCUAUGAUGGACGGAACACCUUCUACCGUCUCUCCAUGUCCGAGAUGACUGUUCCAUACGGAGACCCCCGUGCACCAUUUCACCGCAAGCAAGCGUUUGACGUCGGUGAUGUCGGAUUCGGAAUUACAGCCAACCAGCUCUCUCUUGGCUGUGACUGCCUCGGUCACAUCAAGUAUUUCGACGGCUACCGCGCAGACUCAAACGGUAACCCCAUCCAGCUCAAGAACGUCAUUUGUCUCCACGAACAAGACAACGGCCUGCAGCACAAGCACACCAACUACCGCUCAGGCGCAGCAACCGUGGUCCGCAACCGCCAGCUAGUCGUGCAGAUGAUCUGCACCGUCGCCAACUACGAAUACAUCUUCGCCUUCAUCUUCGACCAAGCAGCCAACAUCGAAGUCGAGGUUCGAGCAACCGGCAUCCUCUCCACCGUCCCCUUCGAUAACGAAAAAUUCGGCUCCACCGUCCCCUGGGGAACAAACGUCGGACCAGGCGUCAUGGCCCCAUACCAUCAACACAUGUUCUCCCUCCGCAUGGACCCCGCCCUGGACGGAUUCAACAACACAGUCUACUACGAAGACAGCGUCCCCAUGCCCGAAGACGACAACAACCCCUACGGCGUCGGCUACACAACCGAGCAAACCGUGCUCAAAACCAGCGGCAGCGCAAAGACCAACAUCGAGCGCCACCGCGUGUUCAAAAUCCGAAACGACAACAUCAUUAACCCUAUCACCUACAAGCCUAUCGCGUAUAAGCUGCAAACAGCACCAAGCCAGAUGCUCCUCGCCGGCAAGAACUCGUUUGGCGUCCGUCGCGCCGAGUUCGCUACCCAGCCUAUCUGGGUUACUAAGUACCGGGACGACGAGCUCUUCGCGGCAGGUGAAUUCACCAACCAAUCGAAGGAAUCCCAAGGCGUGGAGAAGUGGGCGAAACGGAAUGACUCGGUUGAGAAUGAGGAUCUCGUUCUCUGGCAUACCUUCGGCCUCACUCAUAACCCCCGUAUUGAAGAUUUCCCGGUCAUGCCAAUGGAAAAGGUCAGCGUCAUGCUCCGACCGGACGGCUUCUUCACCAAGAACCCUGCGCUGGAUGUACCCGCAUCCACGCAGUCAUUCAACAAGUCGACACUGCACCCAGAGCCAGCGGCAUGCUGCGCCGGAGACAGAAACGUGAAGUUGUAAUGAAGAGUACUAGAUAGAUGAUAUAUAUAUUUCAUGAAUGAUAAUGAACAACUUGAUCAUACUUAUCAAUACCAUCCACGUACAUGCAGUGCCCACCCUAAGCCUGUCAAAUGAAUUAAUUAUCCUCAUCGUCGUCAUCCUCAUCAUCACUAUCACUGUCACCAUCCCCACCAUCAUCCUCCUUCCCACCAAUCCCAGUAUUCAAAAGACCAUCAUCACCUCCAAUCCCAAGAAGAUGGCCAUCAUUGACAACAUUCAAACCGUCGUCAUUCAAGAGUUUCGUACCAAGAACGCCGUCAUCGCUGCCAAUGCCAAGGGGACCACCCUUAUCAUCGUCGUCAUCUCUGACGGAAAGCG